Messenger RNA from Trichophyton rubrum CBS 118892, 1825 nucleotides. RefSeq lists its product as uncharacterized. Lineage: Eukaryota; Fungi; Ascomycota; Eurotiomycetes; Onygenales; Arthrodermataceae. The coding region runs from base 776 to 1825 and encodes 349 amino acids. The transcript is spliced from 3 exons. Gene Ontology annotation, molecular function: serine-type endopeptidase activity. Gene Ontology annotation, biological process: proteolysis. The record is from RefSeq and is a predicted model, not a curated record.
GCAGAAAUAAAUUCCACACAGGUUACAGAAGACAUGGCCUAAGCACAUAGCUAAGUCGUCAUCUCUGGGGAACUGAACGCUGACAUCUCUUUACGACAAACCUCACGGGGAAUAUGAGUUUUGCAGCGUCAAAGGGUUAUCCCUGAAUAGUCACCAUUAUCAAUGCGGAACUCCCAGGCUUUGAUUCCCGAGUUGAUCGUCACGACGCCUUUCAUAUAGAGUUUAAGCUCCGGCUUGGAUAAGAAUCAAUUAAACCAUGGUAUGCUGUGGUCCCUCUCGUCUCAUUCGCAUCUCCCCUUUUCAUCUGAGGGUUCCGUACGUCCUAAUGCAAUUUGGCGACAUCCCGAAUCGCUAUCCGCCAUCUCUUAUAUACCAAUAUUAACUAUUUGCUCCAGUAUAAUGGACGAUUCUUCGGAGCUCUUCGAAGUCUCAGGGGCAACGAGUAUGUGGUGAGGUCUGAUAGUCUCCAGAAGGCAGUCGCACAGAGAGAAUUGGCCAUGUCGGUUGGCCCCUGAGCUUAAACUCAACAGAGUUUGAUAGAAGCUUGGUUGAAGCUUCGGUCCCGUUCAUCCAUACCUCGUCGAAACGCUCUCUGGUCAGCGAAACGCUUGCAUACCGCAAACGCUGGUGAUCCUACUGGCGUAGGUACGGAGCAUGGGCGCCAACUGAUACCCCUUCAUUCUAGAGACGUCUCGGGUCGUCCGAUGCCACAUUACUGGUUCGUGCGUGGACGGGGCGGCAUGUCUUCAUAUAUAAGGGUGCCCGCUGCUGGCUUAUGGCCCAAUCCCCCAGCUAUGCUCAAGCAAUUCGUCCACUCUUUUUAACUAUGUUUUUUUUUAAAGGCGUUCUCGCCGUCCUCUCUUUUUUUUCUGCAGUAAAUGCUGCUCCGCUUAUAAAACCCAACAAUGUUUCAGCGAAAUAUAUUGAAGAUUCCUACAUCGUACUUUUGAAAAGGGAUAUCUCCCAUGAUGACUUUGAGUUGCAUAAAAGAUGGGCCAGCGACGUUCACAAAAGGGACGUGGCUAAAAGAGGUGUCUCAUUUUCUGGCAUUGGGCAUUCCUGGGCUACGGGCUCUUUUAGGGGAUACAGCGGAGUCUUUAGCCGCGACACCAUCGAAGAAAUAAUGAAACAUGAACAUGUUGCACACGUCGAGCGAGACCAAAUAGGUACAUCCCAGGGCUGGGUCACGCAGUCGAAUGCUCCAAACUGGGGACUUGGACGUCUUUCAAACAGCAAUCCAGGAAACGCCGAUUACACCUACGAUGAGGGUGCUGGUGGAAAUGCAGUCGUCUAUGUUGUUGAUUCCGGCAUCGACGUCAUGCACCCAGAGUUUGAGGGACGCGCAACUUGGGGUGCAAACUUCAUUGACAACAACAAUGUCGAUUGCUGGAACCAUGGAACGCACUGCGCAGGUAUCGUUGGCAGUGUGUCUUUUGGCGUUGCAAAGCGUACAGCAAUGAUUGCCGUCAAGGUGCUGGAUUGCAACGGCCAAGGGCCUUACAGUGCUUUUAUUGCUGGACUCCAUUGGACUAUAGAUCACGCCCAAAAUAAUGGUUUUGUCGGCAGAGCGAUUAUCAACUUUAGUCUUGGUGGUGAUAACUCACCUGCAGUAAAUGCGGCACUGGAGGAGGCCCAGAAGGCUGGUAUCUUUGUCUCAGCAGCAGCUGGAAACCAAGGCACUGAUGCGGGGAGAAUCACACCCGGUGGCGCUGGCCUGGUCUGUGUUAUUGGCAAUUCGGACGGUAGCGACUACAGAUGGACUGGGCAAGGUCCAUCGAACUUUGGGCCCAGAGGUGAGUCAGGUCUCCCUUCUGCAUCCCUGUAA